GCACAGGCGGGAUAGCACUGUCCCUCUGUGAGCUCCUCGGGGGGUAGGAGGGUGCAGGUCUGCCUUUGCUGGAGGAGGCAGAGCUCCCUACUGCUCCCUCCGUGCAGCCUGAGAGUUCUGCUGGUGGCCAUGUCCUGCCUUCUCUUUCCCUUCCCUGCCAGCUGGCUGGGGACUGUGUACCUGGGGUUUUGUCACUUGAGGGAAGGUGCUUCCAGUUCCCUUCUGUAGCCCUCCUGAGCUGGGAAGUGACUCAGUAUGAACUGAAGACCUCUUGGUUGCCCUCACUCCUGCAGUUUUGCAGUCUUGCUGCACGGCAAACAAGCUGCAUUAAUGUCACCUGUUCAUCCUUCUGCUGGGAACACCCUUAGAGCCUUUGCCUGGCUGAGGUUCUGCUUUAGCUUCCAUGCUAAAUGGCUUUUUGUUUGUUAAGUGCCUUUUUGCCCCUUGUCCUGCCCAGUCCUUUCUUCCUGGACACUUCAGACAUCUGGUGCCAACACUCACUGUCCCUGGAAGCAGAGGAGGUGUCCUGGGACGUGACAGAGAUAGCAGCUUUGUGUAAGGCAGCAGAUGACAACUCAGACCUGAGCCACCUGGAGGGGAACAGCAAGGAGGAGUUGGCUGUGCAGGACCCAGAGCUGGAGGCCAUCAAAGCCAAACUGCAGGAGAUUGAGAAGGAGGACGAGAAGCUGAAGGAGUUGCAGCUGGAAGCUCAGAGUCACCUGUUUAUGAGCUCAGAGGCAGGUCUCUUCCCAAAGACAGCCAAGGAGAAGGUGGAGGCUGACCAGCGAUCCAUCUACGUGGGCAAUGUGGAUUACGGGGGCACGGCGGAGGAGCUGGAAUCUCACUUCAACAGCUGUGGGCAGAUCAACCGGGUCACGAUCCUCUGUGACAAGUUCUCAGGGCACCCCAAAGGGUACGCCUACAUAGAGUUCGAGGAGAAGAGCUCUGUGAAGGCUGCGGUGGAGCUGGACGAGAGCGUCUUCAGGGGACGAGUCAUUAAGGUGCUUCCCAAGAGGACCAACAUGCCUGGCAUCAGCACCACCGACCGUGGGGGCUACCGGGGCCACUACCAAGCUCGGUGGGAAGGCUACUAUGGAAGGCAGCACCCCAGGGUGCGAGGGAGGACGUACAGGGGUCGGGCAAGGCUGCUGCCUUGGUAUUUUCCAUACUAGAAAGGACUGGACUGCCCUGGUGAUGCCAAUGGGACUGAAACGAGAUGGGACUGGGAGAGAUUUAAAAAUAUGCCUACCCAAGCCAAAAAACAGAUUAAUUUAAAAAACGCCAUCUGCCUGGCUGUGAGGAUUUACUGGUGAGCCCUGUGCCAGGCUGUGGGAGGGAAGAUGGAAUCUGCUCCCUCCUGCCAGAAUCCCAGGAGGGGCUCGUCUCACCUCAGCUCAGGGGACUGUGUUUGCAUCGAGAACAGGCUCAUUCCAGAGAACGCUGUCCUGGGAAAGGAAGAGCUCUCCCAGACCAUCAAGUCUCCUUCUCAUCCCAUGGAAAAGGGCUGUCCAGGUGAUCUCCACCCCACUGCUCAGCCAGCAAGCUCCCUCAGCUCUACCAGCCCUUCUUACAGCAGCUGAGUGCUGCCUUCUCUUCUCCUAAGAAGAUCCUAAAGACCUUUCCAAAGACCAUUUUCUUUUCCAAAUUAAUGUCUUGGUUUGCAGCUCUAGCUCUGACUGCUGGGGAGCUUUUCCUUCAGCCCUGUGGUUUCCUGGUCUUGCUCUUGGAACUUGAUGUGGUUUGGGUCUGGUUUUUUGCUUGCUGCCUUUAUACAUCUAGGGCAGAGAAAAAAAAAUCCCUUGCUAAUUCUCUGGAAGCCUCUGUAUCUCUGGUAGGUAAACAAGACCUGGGUGUCACAAAACCCUUCCCCCUUUUUAUUUUGGAAGUCAGCAACCCCUUCUUCCCUCCCUCCUGCUUUUAUUCCAAAUCUACAAAGGAACUGCCAACUUUUCAUUUGACUUUAUUUCCAGCAAUAGCAGCAUCACAAAAUCACCUCUGUUGUUUCAAAUUUGGUCUGAUUUUCCUCUUUAUUCCCACCAUCAUUCCUGCUCUGGAUUUGCAUUGAGGAUGGUGCGAGCCCAGCUGAGCUGGAGGAUUGGGAUCAAAGUGCACCACAGGGGGGACUAGGGAACAAGGUUCUGGCUCUUCCCUUUCCUGCUGAUUUUGUGUUUGCGUUCUGAAACCACUUGUUUUUAAAGGGAAAACUUUGUGUUAGAAGAGGCAGGGCUGGAAACACCAGCAGACAGUAUUCCUGGAGGAAGUUCUGCAUGGAAACGGAUUUUAUUAUGUAAUUCUCCCACUAAUCUUUUGGGAUCCUUGGUUAGGAUUCCUCUAACCCAGAUGCAACAGAUGCAACCGACUCCUAAAGCAGCUUUUCACAGCUCAGGGGGCAUUGCCAGGCUAAAAAUCCCACUGAUUUUUUUUUUUUUUCCCUUUAAGAUCUCUAGAUUUUUUUUUUAAAAGCUUGGGGCCUUAACUCUUCAUGUUGUGUUGAUUUUGUGCUCAGUGCUGCAGAGACUGACCUUAAUUUGAGCUACCCUUAGGCUUAGUCUAUAAACCAGCUUUUUCUAGUGCUUCUGUUUGGGAGGUUUGUAAAUUUUUGAGACUUAUUUUUUAAUAAAAAAACUACUUUGGGGUGUUUGGACUGUGGAAGAGGAAAUGCAGAGCUGCUGUCUCUGAGUGAAAACAGUAAAGAUUUUAAGAUUAAAAUAUUUUGGGAUAGCAGUGCACAGCUGUGCCCUGUGGAGGUAGUGGGAGAAGCUUGAAUCUCCCCUGAUUUGCCAGAUUAUUGUUGAUUAAAUGUUCUUAAGUUCUGUUUGAGAAAGUAUUGUAACUGUCACUUGUUUUCAAAAUAAAUUAUCCUGCUGUGUGAA
Molecule: messenger RNA, 2873 nt
Organism: Pseudopipra pipra
Lineage: Eukaryota; Metazoa; Chordata; Aves; Passeriformes; Pipridae
Gene: PABPN1L
Product: PABPN1 like, cytoplasmic
Exons: 7
Coding region: 411-1172 (253 amino acids)
Cellular component (GO): nucleus
Molecular function (GO): poly(A) binding
Source: RefSeq, a predicted model, not a curated record